Molecule: messenger RNA, 1485 nt
Organism: Arabidopsis arenosa
Lineage: Eukaryota; Viridiplantae; Streptophyta; Magnoliopsida; Brassicales; Brassicaceae
Source: the annotation of a GenBank genome assembly
UUCGUCUCUUUGAAACUGAUUUUUCCCUCUUCUCUCUCUUUUGCCGUGGAGAUUUUUCUGAGCGAGCUUCGUGAUGCUAUCGAACCAGAGGAGCACGAAUUAGCUUCUCGAUCACGAUUCUUUUAGAUUCUCCUACUGUAGCGAUAUGAUGGACAAAGACGAGCCAUUUGUUUACAACGAGGUGGAUUACAAGACGCCUAAGCAGAGUCCCCAAACGUGGCCGAUGGAUAAGAUCCGGCAGAGCCGUUUUCAACAUAAAAUGUCAUCACUUUUGAGCCCGGUGACUCCUAAAAGGAAUUACAACAUCAGCAAUGCAAAGUCACUCCUGCUGCAGUGCUUACGGGACGCUAAAUCAGAUCCACUUCCUCGUAGGCGCUUUCCGGUUUCAUGCACAGAUGAAGGAAUCUUGAUGGAUGGUGUUCUGGUCACAUCAGCCACUAAAAAGAAGGUGUCUGAGUCUCCUUCAAGCUGUCCCGGACGAUCAGCACGUUCUUCAAUCUUCCGGAGUCAGCACAAGAAGAAUACAGAGUUUAGCAGCCCUAUAAGCGAAUCAGGCUGUAACCAGGAAACCACUCUGUCUCAGCAAUCUUCUUCAGCUGGCAAGGGAAAGAUUUCAGCAAAUAGUCCUUGUACACCAAAGGCUGCUAAUCCGUCAAAACUGCAAGCUUCUGCUGAACCAUUCAUCCUCACACCAAGACAAGCUGCUUCUCCUUUUCCACCACAGCAACUCCCAUAUGAUCAUUAUAAUCCGCAGUUUCCAUGCGCUAAUCCCCUGCACCUGCAGCCAUACCCGUACUUGCACCGGCCUCGGCCUCUGAUCUACGUUUAUCAGAGACCACCACUUCUUCCUCUCUUACCCCAUGGGCCUGACCCCUAUACGCUAAAUAGUCAAAAGGACUUCCCUCCAAUUCUCUCUGGCAACCAAACACCAACCACACCACACUCACUUCGCACAACACCUUCUUCUAGCCAGCCCAACACAACCACCAGCGACUCACCAGUCUACACUCCCAUAUCUGCUACUUUUACAGCCAAUCUCAAUACCAGUACCACCACCUCCACCCAUGGCUCCUCACCUUCUGCUGAUAGACUGGACACAGUGGCGAAAAUACCAGACUUGUCGUCGCCACCUUCUGAUGGACUCGAAACUGUGACGCAGAAACCAGACUUGGCUUCACCUUCUGCUGGACGUGAAGCAGUGACGCAGAAACCAGACUUGGCUUCACCUUCUGCUGUACGUGAAACAGUGACGCAAAAACCAGACUUGGCUUCACCUUCUGCUGGACUUGGAACCAUGACGAUAAAUAAAGACUGGUCACCUUCUGAUGAUGGACUCCCAACAUUCACACAAGAUCAACUUGAUUUUAUGAAAUCACAUAACAGGCUCUUCCCAGACUAUGUUUUCGGGCGUUACAAAUACAAAAAGAGAAUGUCAGCUUUCAAACAUCAGGAGGAGCACCAGUAAAACAAAAAGGUAACAUUCUG